AUGCAAUGGAAUUACAAGGGUUGGAAAGGCCGAUGGCUAUGGGUAAUGCUAGCAGUGAUGCUCUGCCCGGUGCUCAUUGCCCAGAAAAUAGGUGACCCAUACAAAAUUUUAGGUAUACACAGCAAAGCCUCCCUGCCUGAGAUACGGAAAGCUUACAAGCAGCUAGCUAAAGAAUGCAGCCGAAUGGAGGAGUUCGAAAAGGGCAUGCAGCAACCAGCUCCCGUAUCUUCAGGUACCACAGUAAAAGGCCUAUCUGCCGACUAUGCUUCAUUCAAGGCAUUAGUCUGGAAGUGUUUCGGCUUAAUCAAGUCACAGGUGGAGAUUCUACAACUUGCACAGGACCGUUUUGAUACCCACACACGCAGAAAGGUAUUACUUUUCCAUGGGGUUCAAGAGACUUCUGGAGAGGAAACUUCUAAAAAACUUUUGGAGAUAUUACGCGUCAAAAUGAAGUUGAACAGUAUUGAGCCGGAAGCCAUAGAAUCCUGUCACCGAUUGGGGGCUAAAAAGGAAUCUGCUCGACCUAUUCUUGUGAGGUUCACCACAAUGCAAUGUCGAUCGACCAUAUGGAAUGCCAAAACCAUAUUAAAGGGCUCAAAAAUAUCCAUAUCUGAGUUCCUUACAAAAUCUAGGCAAUGUGUUUUUGUUGCGGCACAUCUAGAUCGUUUGAGAGAGGAUAUGAGGAAUAUUGACUGGUCUCCCUUACUGCUAGCUGAUAAUAUCGAUUGCAUGGUUGAAACAUUUAACAAAGAGAUCAUUAAAAUUUUUGACAUCCAUGCACCAGUGCGUCCAGUCCGCGUUAAACACGCUCCUGCUCCUUGGCUUACUCCUAUUAUUCGGAGAACCAUGGCCAAACGUGACAGAGCUAAAAGUCAGUACAAGCACGAGAGAUCACAGUCUGGCUUUCGUCCCUCCCAUAGCACUACUGGGGCACUUCUUAAUAUUACUGAGGAUAUAAGGCAGGCUAUGGAGGACACCAAGUUGACUGCUAUAAUUCUGCUAGAUUUCAGCAGCGCAUUCAAUUCUGUAGAUUUUGACAUCCUUCUUGGUGCUCUCCGUGCUAUUAACAUUUCUGCUUCUGUUAUAGAAUGGUUCUCUUCUUUUCUUUUCGGUCGCCAGCAGUGUGUAAAAACUAGCGAGGGUUCCUCAGACUGGAUUACUUUAACUGCUGGUGUACCUCAAGGCGGUGUUCUCUCUCCAUUACUAUUUUCAGUGUUUAUUAACAAUAUAUCUCGUAUCAUUACUUCUCCAUUCCAUCUGUAUGCAGAUGACUUGCAAUUAUACCGUCACUUUACAUUGUCGGAGGUGGCACAAACAGUUGCAGAUUUGAACUGUGAUCUCUCGGCAAUACAAGCAUGGGCUAGGUCUUUCGGUCUUGUUGUAAAUCCUGCCAAAUCCCAAGUUAUGAUUGUUGGUAGCAGUAGACUGAGGAGCCGGUUGGAUUGGUCUACUAUACCCGCACUUGUAUAUGAGGGUGUUCAUUCUCAAAUAUUUGUUUCACGUUUCAGCAAUGACCCAUUUGAAGAAUUCUUCGGCACACAUUUUCGAACUCAAGACCAAGACAUCACAUUAUUUCAUAAGCUGUCUGUUACCGCUCGCCACUUCGAGAACAACAUAAUGGAGAAGAGCGUGCGCACGCCGGCGCUGGUGCUGUUCUACACGGACUGGUGCCUGGAGUGCGUGCGCGGCGCGGCGGCGUGGCGGCGGCUGGUGGCGGCGCUGCGUCCGCUGGGGGCGACGCUGGCCACCGUGCACGCCGCGCACGAGGCGGGGCUGGCGCGCCGCCUGCGGCUGCCGGCCGUGCCGUGCCUCGCGCUCGUGCUCGACCGACACGUCUACCUCUACAGGGACGCGCUCACCUCGCUGCCCAAGAUACUAGAAUUCGUGCGAUGGAAGUUCCCAUACAAACUGGUACAGAAUAUAAACAAUGGUAAUGUGGAGUCAUUUGUCACUGAUUUUGAGGACAACAAGGUGAAGGCGCUGAUAUUCGAGGAUCGGCAGACUAUACGACUGCGGUACCUUAUCACGGCAUUCCACUAUAGAGAUAGAGUUGCUUUUGGUUUCGUUGAUAUGACAGCACGUGAUACACAGAACGUCACCGCGCGGUAUAAGGUGCAGCGGCAGGUGGACACAAUGGUACUGCUGAAGGAAGACAGUGAGGAACCUGCAGCCACAGUCAGCACCACAGAAAUUCCCACACAGACUCUGCAUCAGCUGAUCGAGGCAAACCAGAUGUUGACGUUGCCUAGACUCUCCUCGCAGAGCAUGCUGGACGCGGUGUGCCCUGUUGAAUGGCGGGCGCCUCGGCGUCGUCUGUGCUGCGUGCUGGUGUGUACCACUGGUGCCGGUGCGGACGGUGCCGGUGCCUCCCGUGCUGAGCUACGGCGGCUGGCUCGAGCUGCGCCCGAGCGGCUGCACUACGCCUACGUGUACGCUCAUAAGCAGCCCGGCUUCGUGCGCGCGCUCGCUAAUGGAUCCGGCAGCGACGUGUCCGAGAUGGAACAUCGCAUCGUGAUAAUCUGGCGGCGCGAGGCGACCCGCAUACAGUACGAGUGGCUGAACGAGACCUGGCCGACCGGCGGCCGCCUCGACUACCAGCAGCGGCUCAACCACACCAAGGAGGCCCUCGACCGGCUCGUCCGGCGGCUGCUCAGGUCCACAGAGGUGCUCGCCUACGAGACUUACGUGCAGGAGCUGGUGGACGAGAGCGUGCGCGGGCCGGUGUGGGCGGCGCUGGGCCGCGCGGCCGAGUGGGCCGAGCGCGCGCUCGCAGCCCUCCGCGGACACCACGCGCUCUCCGCCAUCUCCGCCGCCUCCGUGCUCGCCACCGUCGCGCUCGUGCUCGCCGCCGGCUACCUCAUGGCGUACCUCAUGUGAGUACUCCGCGGACACCACGCGCUCUGCUCGUGCUCGCCGCCGGCUACCUCAUGGCGUACCUCAUGUGAGUACUCCGCGGACACCACGCGCUCUCCGCCAUCUCCGCCGCCUCCGUGCUCGCCACCGUCGCGCUCGUGCUCGCCGCCGGCUACCUCAUGGCGUACCUCAUGUGAGUACUCCGCGGACACCACUACUCCGCGGACACCACGCGCUCUCCGCCAUCUCCGCCGCCUCCGUGCUCGCCACCGUCGCGCUCGUGCUCGCCGCCGGCUACCUCAUGGCGUACCUCAUGUGAGUACUCCGCGGACACCACGCGCUCUCCGCCAUCUCCGCCGCCUCCGUGCUCUACUCCGCGGACACCACGCGCUCUCCGCCAUCUCCGCCGCCUCCGUGCUCGCCACCGUCGCGCUCGUGCUCGCCGCCGGCUACCUCAUGGCGUACCUCAUGUGAGUACUCCGCGGACACCACGCGCUCUGCUCGUGCUCGCCGCCGGCUACCUCAUGGCGUACCUCAUGUGAGUACUCCGCGGACACCACGCGCUCUCCGCCAUCUCCGCCGCCUCCGUGCUCGCCACCGUCGCGCUCGUGCUCGCCGCCGGCUACCUCAUGGCGUACCUCAUGUGAGUACUCCGCGGACACCACUACUCCGCGGACACCACGCGCUCUCCGCCAUCUCCGCCGCCUCCGUGCUCGCCACCGUCGCGCUCGUGCUCGCCGCCGGCUACCUCAUGGCGUACCUCAUGUGAGUACUCCGCGGACACCACGCGCUCUCCGCCAUCUCCGCCGCCUCCGUGCUCUACUCCGCGGACACCACGCGCUCUCCGCCAUCUCCGCCGCCUCCGUGCUCGCCACCGUCGCGCUCGUGCUCGCCGCCGGCUACCUCAUGGCGUACCUCAUGUGAGUACUCCGCGGACACCACGCGCUCUGCUCGUGCUCGCCGCCGGCUACCUCAUGGCGUACCUCAUGUGAGUACUCCGCGGACACCACGCGCUCUCCGCCAUCUCCGCCGCCUCCGUGCUCGCCACCGUCGCGCUCGUGCUCGCCGCCGGCUACCUCAUGGCGUACCUCAUGUGAGUACUCCGCGGACACCACUACUCCGCGGACACCACGCGCUCUCCGCCAUCUCCGCCGCCUCCGUGCUCGCCACCGUCGCGCUCGUGCUCGCCGCCGGCUACCUCAUGGCGUACCUCAUGUGAGUACUCCGCGGACACCACGCGCUCUCCGCCAUCUCCGCCGCCUCCGUGCUCUACUCCGCGGACACCACGCGCUCUCCGCCAUCUCCGCCGCCUCCGUGCUCGCCACCGUCGCGCUCGUGCUCGCCGCCGGCUACCUCAUGGCGUACCUCAUGUGAGUACUCCGCGGACACCACGCGCUCUGCUCGUGCUCGCCGCCGGCUACCUCAUGGCGUACCUCAUGUGAGUACUCCGCGGACACCACGCGCUCUCCGCCAUCUCCGCCGCCUCCGUGCUCGCCACCGUCGCGCUCGUGCUCGCCGCCGGCUACCUCAUGGCGUACCUCAUGUGAGUACUCCGCGGACACCACUACUCCGCGGACACCACGCGCUCUCCGCCAUCUCCGCCGCCUCCGUGCUCGCCACCGUCGCGCUCGUGCUCGCCGCCGGCUACCUCAUGGCGUACCUCAUGUGAGUACUCCGCGGACACCACGCGCUCUCCGCCAUCUCCGCCGCCUCCGUGCUCUACUCCGCGGACACCACGCGCUCUCCGCCAUCUCCGCCGCCUCCGUGCUCGCCACCGUCGCGCUCGUGCUCGCCGCCGGCUACCUCAUGGCGUACCUCAUGUGAGUACUCCGCGGACACCACGCGCUCUGCUCGUGCUCGCCGCCGGCUACCUCAUGGCGUACCUCAUGUGAGUACUCCGCGGACACCACGCGCUCUCCGCCAUCUCCGCCGCCUCCGUGCUCGCCACCGUCGCGCUCGUGCUCGCCGCCGGCUACCUCAUGGCGUACCUCAUGUGAGUACUCCGCGGACACCACUACUCCGCGGACACCACGCGCUCUCCGCCAUCUCCGCCGCCUCCGUGCUCGCCACCGUCGCGCUCGUGCUCGCCGCCGGCUACCUCAUGGCGUACCUCAUGUGAGUACUCCGCGGACACCACGCGCUCUCCGCCAUCUCCGCCGCCUCCGUGCUCUACUCCGCGGACACCACGCGCUCUCCGCCAUCUCCGCCGCCUCCGUGCUCGCCACCGUCGCGCUCGUGCUCGCCGCCGGCUACCUCAUGGCGUACCUCAUACGAGUAGAAGAAGAGUCUGUGCAACGUCAAAAAGAUGAAAGGAAGAAGCAAAACGGAAACGCGAAGAAAAAUAACAACGAGCCGCAGUCAGAGCUGCGGCUGCACGAAUUGCGCGCUGAGAAAUAUAACGGACUUGUUAGGUUACUGAAGCCCGGUUGCCGUACGAUCGUACUCCUCGUGGAUAUGCAGAGUCGAGUGCAGCUGCUCUCGAAAUUCCAUAAAAUUGUGUGGCCUUAUCGCAAGAACAAGACACUGGUGUUCGCGUACCUGGUGGCGGAGCGCAACGUGGGCUGGUUCCAGCGCGUGCUGCAGCUGUCGCUGGGUGGCGGCGAGCUGCGGGUCAACGCGCGCAACGCCGUCGGCACAGUACUAGCGCUCAACCCGCACCGCAAGUACUUCUGUAUCUACCACGCCAAGCACCCGGAGUGUGCUAAACCGCACAAGCGCAUGUCGCGCAUGCGGCGGUCGCUGGGCGGCGCGGCGGCCGACCCGGAGGCGGGCGCCUUCAUCGGGUUCACCACCGACCCCGACUCCUCCUCCGGGGACGACGCGCCCGACCCGCCCGUGCUGCUACAAGAGAAUCUGUUGGACGGAUUGGAGAACUGGCUGGACAGACUGUUCGAAGGCAGUACGCAUAGAUACUACAUCAACUACUGGCCAGACAUGACCACCAAGUGAAUCCGACAAUUAGCAUUUUGGUUCUUCCGCGACCGUCAAGGUGAGAACAUUUAGGUUUCCUUUCGAGUUUGCGUUUAAUUGAUUCCGAGUACGAAUAUGAACAAAUGAAGGAUUGUUUACAAUUGUACACAUUGUAUAAACGAGAUAUGUUCAAUGAUAAUAUUGUUUACGAGAUCCUGAUAUUACGAUGCUGGUACAAACGACUAUUA
Molecule: messenger RNA, 6011 nt
Organism: Achroia grisella
Lineage: Eukaryota; Metazoa; Arthropoda; Insecta; Lepidoptera; Pyralidae
Gene: l(3)80Fg
Exons: 31
Source: RefSeq, a predicted model, not a curated record